GCGCUGAGGUGCCGCGGGGCCGUGGACGAGCCCUGUUGGAACAGGACGCCUGUGGUUUUCUAGCCACCGCUUGAGUCAUUCUCUGGCUGUAGCCCAGGCUGGCGGGAUCGCCCCGAAGGAUGUGGUUGCCUGGACUUUGCGGCUGGAUUACACCCCCCCCCGGACCUCACUGCAGUCUGCGGCCGUCGAUCCGUGGGGCUCCGAGUGCGAACCUCUUGGCUUUCGCAUGUGUGCCUGAACUGAGCACAGUUGGGCGGUGUGUGUGGGGGGAUGUGUGCACAUUUAGGCCGUGCACGUAUGAUCAGGAACGGCUUUGCAUGCGUGGCGGCAGCCUGUAUGUCAGCCUCCUGGGGUGCACGUGCGUCGCAGAGCCGCGGAGUGAGACUUGGGGACACCCGGAAGCCUGGUGUGUCGGUGGGUCACCAAGUCCAUACCGAGGCUGCCUGUGGGCCGCAGCUACUGUGGUCACGGGCCGGGCCGGGAGAGGGAAAUUUAGUGGUGACCCCUUCUCUCAAACUGGGAGGUGUGGGCCACCCCGUGUUGGGGGCCUCGGCUGGCGAAGAGUUUUUAGAAGACCGUAGUCUGUUAGAGCAGAGACAAUACUGAUGCUGCAAUCCGCCUGGGGUCGCGCUCUUCUUGGGGACUAGGAAAUGGGGAUGGACCCCUGGAGUUUGUCUCCCGGUGGGAAGGAGCAGAAGUCGUAGGUGGUUGGCCCCGUCCUGCUUCUGGCUGAGGUUAGAAGUCGAGUAAGAACUAGUAGAACUUGACAUCUCCCGGAAGGAUCGCCUGUGGUCCUACCUUCUCCUCCAAGCACCCGAGGUCACCCCGUGUCCCGGAAACAAGGCACCAUCAUUUUGGCUGCUGUCUUAAGCGGGGCGGGGCCUCCACCGAGGGAGCUUUCCUCCCCACUGGCAGGACAUAAUGUUACCUUCACACCUUUCGGAGACUCAAGCUGGCUUUUUGGAGCCCGCACUCCUACAAAGACUCCUGAGGGUCCCAGGUGGCUGGGUCUCAGGAAGUCUCCAGGGCAAAGGGCACGGGUUGGGCUGAGCCCUGGAGAGAAGGGCUCUUGAGACAGAUGGUUAGAGCAGGUCCCGAGGAGCAUUGGUGGAGGCAAGACCCGAGCCAGCCCUUAAUUAACCCAGAGCUCCCCAAGGAGAGAGUAGGCUGGGUACCCUCUGAACCAUGCAAGCCUUGUGGCAAACAUAGGCGGGUGGAUCUCUGUUGAAGGCCAGUUUGGUCUGCAUACCGAGCUUCAGGGCAGCUAGAGAUAAACGGUGAGACCCAGUCAGAAAAAAAAACAGUAAAACCAACCAUAUAAGCAUACAGCAGUGCAGGAUGGGGUCUUUCCACUUAGAUACAGGUCCCUGUCUAGAGGGCCCCUGUUGCCAUCUGCUGGGGUGGGAAUAAGCUUAGGCCAGACUACCCGUUAUGUUUUCUUGUCCCCUUGCUGAUCUAACUCUGAGCCCCAAUAGUCAUUUGGCUACUGUUGAGAAAGAAGAAAGCCGGUCCCUGUUUGCUGGUGACAGAAGCAUAUGACACUUGACCUGUGGCCUACUCACAGGAAUAUUGCUUCCAUUUGCCCUUUUCUAAGCUGCUGCUGGGAGUUUGAGGAGGUGGGGUUGCUCCCUGGAGGAAGGAGAGGAGGGCCAUUGAUAACCCCAACCGACAAGCCUCAGAUGAACCACCCGUCAGCAAGUCAAGUAGCAGCGGUUCAGGAGGGCUUGACACCUCUACAGUAAUGGCAGAGAAGCGGCCCCUGGGGCCUCUGGGGCCUGUGAUGUACGGCAAGCUGCCUCGCCUGGAGCCGGACCCCGGGUCAGGACACAGCCUGCCCCUUUCUGCUGGUAGCCAGGACUCCUGCAAUUACAAGGGUGCAUACUUCUCUUGCCCCAUAGGGGGCACUUCCAAGUCAGGAUCUGAAAGGUUGGCAUCCUGGACCCCAUACCCACCCUUGUACCCCACUGGUGUAGCAGGAUCCCCACUCCGGACUGACAACCUGUUGACAAACUGCCUGCUCUACCGCCCUCCAACAGAAGGCUCUGAAAAGAUACAAGACUCCAGCGAGCUCCUGCCCUUUGGUCCCCAGGCUCAUGCGUACCCAGGCCCACCACUGGCAGCGCCCAAGCCUGUUUACCGCAGCCCUUUGUGUUAUGGACUCUCCACUUGCCUAGGGGAUGGGGGAACCAAGAGACCAUUGGAUGUUGACUGGACCCUGGUGGCUGGGCCCCUGUUGCCCUCUGCUGACCCACCCUGUUCUCUAGCCACAGCUCCUGGCAAGGGCCAAUCCCUGGAUGGGACAUUCUUGCGUGGGCUACCAACUGGGGCACCUGGCAAAGAUUCCUCCCUAACUUUUUCGCCAUGCCAGGCAUUGUUGGAGAAAUAUCGAACCAUCCAGAGCACAGGCUUCCUGGCUUCCAAAUACACUGGUUAUAAUUCUGGGGAUCCCAAGCAAGCAAUGUCUGAGGGGCCUUCCAGUCCUUGGACCCAGCUCGCCCAGCCCCUGGGACCACCUUGCCAAGAUGCAGUGCCAGCCCACUACCCCCUGCCUCCGCCAGCACAGGCCUUGCCCUGUCCUCCAUCUUGCCGUCACCCGGAGAAACAGGGAAGCUAUGGCUCUCUGCUCCCACUGCCACCUGUAGGUGCCCACAAGGGGGCUUCGUACCAAACUGGUGGGCUGGGCAGCCCCUACCUGAGGCAACAGCCAUCCCAGAACCCCUACAUGCCCUCUGGGGUAGAUACUUAUUCCUACUCCCCUGCACCCCUCCCGGCACCCUCACCAGGACUCAAGCUGGACCCCCCUCUUGCUCCAAGGUGCCCGCUGGACUUUGUCCCUCCAACUCUGGGUUUUCCUUAUGCCAGGGAUGAUCUCUCUCUGUAUGGGGCAUCCCCAGGGCUUGGGGGAACACCACCUUCCCAUUCCCAGAACAGUGUGCAGCCUGUGCCACAGCCCAGUGCCUUCCAGCGAACAUGCCAGCCUUUGCCAGCCAGCCAGUCAUGCUCUGAGCCUGUGAGACCUGCAGAGAAGCCAACACCGGAAGCUCAAGAGAAGAUGUGGCUGCCCAGCUGCAGGAAAGAGAAACUCCAGCCCAGGCCCAGUGAGCGUCCAGGGGUACCUAUUGUCAUCCGAGACAGUCCAGUUCCCCGCACCUCACCAGCAUUGCAUCCUUGUGCCAAGGAGCGCCAGUCUCUUCCACAGAAGGGUGUCAAGCCUCCCAGCUCUCCACCAAUGCCUGUGAUUGACAAUGUUUUCAGUCUGGCCCCUUACCGUGACUACUUGGAUGUGCAGACACCCGAGCCCACAGCUGAGCAGGAUACUGCUGCAGCCACCAGUAAGAGCCAAGACAAAGAUUGCAAGGAGACCUUACCUGUGCAGGAUGGAACCGCCAGGUCUCACUCCUCUCUUCGUGAGGAGGUGGCUCUGGACUUGAGUGUGAAGAAGUCUGUGGCAGAGGCUGUCCCUGUCAAAGUCCCUAGUCCUGAGGGGCAUAAGCCCACUGAAGCUGUGGACAGGCCAGGUAUGGAAAAUACAGUGUCGGGUCUGCCAGGCCUAAAAAAGAUGGUCACAGAAAUAGCUGAAGUGACUACAGAAGCCACACCAAGGACCAACUUCCAUAGCUCUGUGGCUUUCAUGUUUCGAAAAUUCAAGAUACUCCGUCCUGCACCCUUAUCUGCAGCUGUUGUCCCCACCGCACCCACCCCAGCUCCUGCCCCUGCCCAGCCUGCACCCAACCCCUCACCUGUGCCCGUGGGACUGCAGAUUCUCACUCAGCCUUUGCCAGUGGCGUGCUUCAACCUGGCCCUGCCUAGCCCACCAGCCAUAGCGGUAGCCUCCCCGGCCCCAGCCUCUGCUCCAGCGCCAUCACCAGCUCCCGCUUCUGCUCCAGCCUCAGGCCCUGCUCCAGUCUCUGCGCAAGUUUCCACUGCAGCUCCAGCCGACUCCCCAGAACAGCACUUUACAGGGCUGCACACGUCCCUCUGUGAUGCCAUCUCAGGCUCAGUGGCCCACUCUCCACCAGAGAAGUUGCGUGAGUGGCUGGAGACAACUGGGCCGUGGGGCCAGGCUGCGUGGCAGGACUGCCAGGGUGUGCAGGGCCUGCUGGGCAAGCUGCUGUCCCAGCUGCAGAAGUUCGUGUGCACACAGCAGUGCCCCUUCCCUCACGUGGUGCGGGCUGGUGCCAUCUUUGUGCCCAUCCAUCUGGUAAAGGAGCGUCUCUUUCCAAAGCUGCCACCCGCCUCCGUGGACCAUGUGCUGCAGGAGCACCGCGUGGAGCUACGGCCCACUACUCUGUCAGAGGAGCGUGCGCUUCGGGAGCGUGCCCUGCACGGCUGCACCUCGCGCAUGCUGAAGCUGCUGGCGCUGCGCCAGCUGCCUGACAUCUACCCUGACCUGCUGGGCCUGCAGUGGCAUGACUGUGUGCGCCGCCAGCUGGGUCGCUUUGACAUGGAGGCCAGAACUUUAUCCCCAUCAGAACCCACCGUGACCAGAGAUGAGCCAGAAAGCCAACAAGCCCUGGCUAGGAAGUCACCAGCCCCCAAGGUCAAGAAGCCAGGGAGGAAACCACCAACACCUGGCCCUGAGAAAGCAGAGACAACCACUGAUCCUUCACCUCCCCCUGGUUCCAGUACCAGCCCACCGGGCCCCACCCUGAGGGCACGCUUCCGCAGCUUGUUGGAAAACGCCUGGCUCAAUGGUGUGGCACUUCCUACUUGGGGCCACAAGGCUUCAGGACCAGACCGGCCUUCGCCUCACCCCCAGCUUCUGGGCAGCCAGAACCAUCAUCUGUAGCCCUGGUUGCUAGGGCUGUUGGGACAACCAACCAUCUGGGGACCACUGUGUGCCUGUCCUGACAUCCAGCUGCCCAGGGCUAGGAGUGUAUAUGAGGGCUGGGCCCACCUACCUGGGCAGAGACUUCCUGACCUUUUGACUUGAGGUCUUUGUUAGAAAGGAUUCCUUCCCUUUAGAAAACCCUGGGCAUUGGAGCCAGUCUGACCUGGCUUUGGAUCCUGGCUGCUGUGUUCCUUGUUGCGUGUCCUGGGCAAACACGUCACCUCUCACGAGUCCUUGUUCCCCGUUUGUAGAAUAAGACAACACAGCCUACCUCACAAAGGUUGUUGUGGGGAUGGUGUCUGGCAUACACCUGUUAUGCUUUGGUUCGCUUCCUGUCCAGGACAGGCCUUUGACAGGCUGUAGAAUAAUGAGACUGAGGCUGGCAGAAGCUUCUUGUCAAGUCUUCAUGCGUCUUGGGACCUGGUUACCUUAAAGUACCUAUGUGUAUGGUUCACACACAUUUCCCCCGUCCCCUGCUGGUGCAGGGACCUGGCCUGGCACUGGCCUGAAGACCCUCUGUCUGCUCUGGAUUCAUAUCAGCAACCUACCUGGGUUGCAUCUCACACCCCAGUAGGGUUGUGUAGCAUUGUAUUCUAGAGCCAAGCAGCUCCAGGGAUGAUCCAGCAGGCUGUGUGAGUUCAAUGCUGGGAGGUGUCUGGAGGUCUGGACUGGGCACUCUUGGCAUUUCCAAGAGUGCUCUUGAGGCUACUUCCCUGCAGUGGCUGGCAAGAUGGGGCUCCUGCCUUGUUUAACGGUGUUGAUGAGAAUGGCCCUGGGGGCCAGCUAUUAAAGAGCAUUUGGGCUGUUUUUAGAA
Meriones unguiculatus (Mongolian gerbil) is the source of this 5645-nucleotide messenger RNA. RefSeq names its product chromosome 1 C15orf39 homolog (gene Prmt2ip). Bases 1742 to 4789 code for a protein of 1015 amino acids. The transcript is spliced from 3 exons. NCBI's taxonomy places the organism in Eukaryota, Metazoa, Chordata, Mammalia, Rodentia, Muridae. The record is from RefSeq and is a predicted model, not a curated record.